Plenodomus lingam JN3 is the source of this 648-nucleotide messenger RNA. RefSeq lists its product as uncharacterized. NCBI's taxonomy places the organism in Eukaryota, Fungi, Ascomycota, Dothideomycetes, Pleosporales, Leptosphaeriaceae. The record is from RefSeq and is a predicted model, not a curated record.
AUGGCGGGCUUUUUGCCGCCUAAAUUCGGCCAGACUGACGAAGGUUGGAGACAUCGAGUAGCCGAAUAUGCUGACGAACCUCGUCUCCCACGAGGAUGGUAUCAAGACGGUCGGAAGCUCAACCAGAAAAAGACAGCAAAGGCUUUCAUAUGGCCCAAAGAUGGAAAGAAUGGAUCUACGUGGGGUCGCUUGAAAGAUGUCCUGCGAAACCAAGGUCCUGAUAUCUAUGUCGCGUUCGGCGCAAAUAAAAAUGACUGCAUACCCAACCGCCCCACACGAGCUGAGUGGUCCAGGCAUUCAGACCUAGAUGAUCGUGGUAUGGGCUUUAGGUUCAACACGAAAAAAUAUUCGCCAUGGACGCGCGACCGCGGGCUCUGGGGGCGACCGCCUUGGAAAAAAUACGAUUUUCGGACUCGAAAAUAUGUCUCACCAUACCCGGCAAUGUGGACAGAUGCCAUCUGGCAGCCGGAGCCCUAUAGGAACAGAAGUUGGAACAAAUAUCCCGAAGCCGUCAGGGAUUUAAAUGGGCAGUGGUGGCAAGACGACCAAUAUCUGCCCCAGGUCCUAGGCGGACCUAUUGAUAAUGAGUUUGGCCAGGGUGCCCCGGGUGCACAUUUACACUACACAGUCCCGUGGUGGGCUUUAUAG